Molecule: messenger RNA, 5527 nt
Organism: Podarcis lilfordi (Lilford's wall lizard)
Lineage: Eukaryota; Metazoa; Chordata; Lepidosauria; Squamata; Lacertidae
Source: the annotation of a GenBank genome assembly
AUGGGUCACCAGGACCCACCGACUGCCCACGCCGCCUGGUGUUUUUUGCUGCUGGUCUGGCUUGCCAACUCCGCCCUGGGGCACGGAGACACGGCUUUGCAGCCGCACGGCGGGUAUUGGUGGCCGAGGGGGGGCAGGCCCGCCCGCAGCUACCCCCACCUCCAGGGUGACGCGCGGAGGAGGCGGCUCUACUCGUCCACUCACUACUUCCUGCGCAUCGGCGGGGAAGGCAACGUCGACGGCACGCGUCGGGUCGAGUGUCCAGACAGUAAGUCUCGCUUGCAUUUGAUGCUUUCGAAGCUUCUGUUGUUGUUGUUGUUUAGUCAUUUAGUCGUGUCCGCCUCUUCGUGCCCCCCUGGACCAGAGCACACCAGGCCCUCCUGUCUUUCCACUGCCUCCCGCAGUUUGGUCAAACUCAUGCUGGCCGCUUUGAGAACACUGUCCAACCAUCUCAUCUUCUGUCGUCCCCUUCUCCUUGCGCCCUCCAUCUUCCCCAACAUCAGGGUCUUUUCCAGGGAGUCUUCUCUUCUCAUGAGGUGGCCAAAGUACUGGAGCCUCAGCUUCAGGAUCUGUCUUUCCUAUGAGCACUCAGGGCUGGUUUCCUUCAGAAUGGAGAGGUUUGAUCUUCUUGCAGUCCAUGCGACUCUCAAGAGUCUCCUCCAGCACCAGAAUUCAAAAGCAUCAAUUCUUCGGCGAUCAGCCUUCUUUAUGGUCCAGCUCUCAUUUCCAUACAUCACUACUGGGAAAACCAGAGCUUGAACUAUACGGACCUUUGUUGGCAAGGUGAUGUCUCUGCUUUUUAAGAUGCUGUCUAGGUUUGUCAUUGCUUUUCACCCAAGAAGCAAGCGUCUUUUAAUUUCGUGGCUGCUAUCACCAUCUGCAGUGAUCAUGGAGCUCAAGAAAGUAAAAUCUCUCAGCUUGCUGGUUCCUCCUCCAGGUGGAUCACGUUUGGUCAAAACUCUCCACUAUGACCUGUUCAUCUUGGGUGCCCUGCUCGGCAUAUUUCAUAGCUUCUCUGAGUUAUUCAAGCCCCUUCGCCACGGCAACGCAGUGAUCCAUGAAGAGGAUCCAUGAGGCUUUUAGUCCUCAUUAAAGCAGAAAAGUGCACUAGCGUCCCCAACAAUGCAAGCCUUGGGAGGAAAGAGUCAGGGGCGUUUGGGGAAAACUUUGGUGUUCCAGAUUUUCCCUGCCUCACAUCCUCCCUGGGAGUUGUAGUUCAGCAGCGCCCGGUGCACUAGAGGUUCCCGAUGCCAGCUUUAGGAGAGCAGAAUCCUAAUUUCAGAUGCAGCGAUGCUUCUGAAUCGUGGCUGCUGAAACGAGAGGACGGGAGAGUUCUCUUGUGUUCGAAUCCUGACAGGUUUCCCGCUUUGAGAACAGGUCUAGCCGUUUCUGAUGUUCCUCACUUGUGAAGCAAAGCUAGCAUCUUAAACCAAUGGAGUAAGCUCCUUUGGGGUUCACCUCCGAGUCGACACCGUUAGCAAAUGCACUCUGAACGGGCGAAACUUCCAGUUGCCAAAUCAGUUUAGUGUCGGUUUUUACGGAUAAGGAAGUUGCACAAGUCCUGGCGGUUCUGCAGAGACGUGUGACUGAUUAUUCAGAGUUUGUUUGUUUUUUUAAAAUUGCAGUCUGUAUGACCUCAGAGGUCCUCUCAUCACAGCGACUGAGUUUUUUCAUGCUUCAAAGAGAGCGCAGAAUCCAAAACUGUGUUGGGGGACAGACUUACCGUAUUUUCCGCUCUCUAAGACGCACCAGACCACAAGACGCACCUAGUUUUUGGAGGAGGAAAACAAGAAAAAAAAUAUUCUGAAUCUCAGAAGCCAGAAGAGCAAAAGGGAUCGCUGCGCAGUGAAAGCAGCAAUCCCUCUUGCUGUUCUGGCUUCUGGGAUAGCUGCGCAGCCUGCAUUCGCUCCGUAAGACGCACACACAUUUCCCCUUACUUUUCAGGAGGGAAAAAGUGAGUCUUAUAGAGCAAAAAAUACGGUAAGCUCCAAGUUGUAGGUCAAAGCUCUCAGUUUCCAACUCCAGUUAAACUCCAGUUUUUCUGUAAGAUCCUGGCCCCUUCGUCUGCAAUCGCAACCAGGGCUAACGAUCAAUAUAUUGUCCGCAACUGGUUUGAGGUCCCUGUUAUGCUAUUGGUUCCAUCAUUUCUGACCUGCCAAUAUAUUGCAAAUUGUUAUACGUGUGUGCAAAAGAUUCACGGAAACCGUGAAGCCAGCCAAUGCCUCUACGAAGCUCCCUCCUUAUUCCAGACGUUGCGAUAUAUCGGUAUAUCGCCGCGUUCAGCCGGGGAUAGAUCACAAAUCUGAAAACCAAACUAUCGCCCAGCCCUAACCGGAGGCGUCAAACUCUGCUUCUCUGCCACGAGAAAUAAACGCAAAGCAGGGAGUUUUGCUUUUUAAUUGCAUUUAUUUUCCACCAUUUUCCGUAAGGAGCUUAAGGCAACAUACCUGGUUCCUCUCCCCCGCUUCUCAUUUUAUCCCCCAAACAACCUUGUGAGGUAGUUCAGGCUGAGAGAGACAGCGGUUGCUCCAUGGUCACCCAGGAAAGUGGGAAUUUGAACCCAGGUCCUUCCCCAACUCUCUAACCACUACACCACACUGCCUCUCUGAGGCAUCCCUCACUAGUGCUCACCUGCAAUAAUCUGCGUGCAUUUUUAGGGGGUUAAUAAGUCUCGCUCUUUUGUCGGUUGCCUACAAGAUGACGAUGCUUUAAGAAAAGACAACACAGCCAUAGUCAUUAAUGACAACUUUGCAACAAAGCAUAAUCACCGACAACAACAACUUUGCAGCAAUAACAACAUCCUCCUAAAGCUGUCCUCAGAGUAAGGUAAAGGUAAAGGGACCCCUGACCAUCAGGUCCAGUCGUGUCCGACUCUGGGGUUGCGGCGCUCAUCUCGCUUUACUGGCCGAGGGAGCCGGCGUACAGCUUCCGGGUCAUGUGGCCAGCAGGACUGAGCCGCUUCUGGCGAACCAGAGCAGCGCACAGAAACGCUGUUUACCUUCAGGUUACAUACACUUCAGGUUACAGACUCCACUAACCCAGAAAUAUUGCUUCAGGUUAGGAACUUUGCUUCAGGAUGAGAACAGAAAUCGUGCUCCAGCGGUGCAGCAGAAGAAGGAGGCCCCAUUAGCUAAAGUGGUGCUUAAGGUUAAGAACAGUUUCAGCUUAAGAACGGACCUCCGGAAGGAAUUAAGUACUUAACCCGAGGUACCACUGUAUUUUAGGCAAGUGUCCACAAAAAUGAAUAUAAUCGUGAAUAUACCAUACCAAAAAAUUUUUUGCACUGUGUUGGGUUAAACUGCUUGCCACAAUAUGACCAUUAGGUAAAACUGCAAACAAAAAAAAAGUGUUUUUAUUGGGAUGAAUUCAAACCGAAACGCCGAAGGAUUUCCGCGAGGAUAUUUUAAAAAUAAAACCACAAAUCGCUGCAGAUGUUCAGAGAGCUGAAUCGAAGAAAAGUUACAUAUGGGGAGAAAAAAAACCAGACAUUUCCUUCCGUCUCUUAACUCUGGGGCUCUUCUGGUCUACCUCACUAGGUUGUCGUAAACGAGGAGAAGGAAUUUAAGUGCAAUUUUUAAAAAACAGAAAUAAAUUAAGGGCUUUUUCCCGUCUCUUCCAGAUAUCGUGGAGAUCCGAUCUGUGCGUGCGGGGAUCGUGGCCAUCAGGUCAGUCCACAGCGGGUUCUACUUAGCGAUGAACAGAAAGGGGAAGCUCUACGGCACGGUAAAUAUUCACAGCGGCGUCUCCUGCAAAACAGCGCCCUGCUGUCAAUCGGCUGCUGUCACCCUGAUGGGCGGGCGACACCAGUUGACGCGAUGGGGCAGGAUUUAGCUCUGCAGAGUCCUCCCCCCAUCCACAAUGGGUCAACCGGGGGAACCCAUGUAUUAAUGAUAAUAAUAAUAAUAAUAAUAAUAAUAAUAAUAAUAAUUUAUUAUUUAUACCCCGCCCAUCUGGCUGAGUCUCCCCAGCCACUCUGGGCAGCUCCCAAUCACAUGUUAAAAACAAUACAGCAUUAAAUAUGAAAAACCUCCCUAAACAGGGCUGCCUUCAGAUGUCUUUUAAAGAUAGGAUAACUGCUUAUUUCCUUGACAUCUAAAGGGUGUUCCACAGGGUGGGUGCCACCACCGAGAAGGCCCUCUGUCUGGUUCCGUGCAACCUCACUUCUCGCAAUGAGGGAACCGGCAGAAGGCCCUCGGAGAUGGACCCCGGUGUCCGGGCUGAACGAUGGGGGUGGAGACGCUCCUUCAGGUAUACUGGGCCGUUUAGGGCUUUCAAGGUCAGCACCAACACUUUGAAUUGUGCUCAGAACGUACUGGGAGCCAAUGCAGAUCUCUCAGGACCGGUGUUAUGUGGUCUCGGCGGCCGCCCCCAGUCCCCAGUCUGGUUGCCGCAUUCUGGAUUAAUUGCAGUUUCCGGGUCACCUUCAAAGGUAGCCCCACGUAGAGCGCAUUGCAGUAGUCCAAGCGGGAGAUAACCAGAGCAUGCACCACUCUGGCCAGACAGUCUGCGGGAAGGGAGGGUCUCAUCCUGCGUACCAGAUGGAGCUGCCCUGGACACAGAAUUGACCUGCGACUCCAUGGACAGCUGUGGGUCCAAAAUGACCCCCAGGCUGCGCACCUGGUCCUUCGGGGGCACAGUCAGCCCAUUCAGGACCAGGGAGUCCCUUGAUGUCAGAUGAUUUGAUAGCUGACUGGCCUUGCUCACCUGUCACGGUUGGGAUUAGAGGGUAAGAGAUAGAUCUGUCCCACUGUGCCAAAAAGUUUCCCCUAAGACUGGUAGGCUCUGGGGCAGAGGCUGAACCCGGGAAGCUUUUGCAUGCUCGGCCGUUGACGACUCACAGCCCUUCCCUGAGAAUUCGGGCAUAUUACCCAAAUCAGAAGCAAGAACAUAGUCCUCAUGGUUCCGUUUCGAAGCCGGUUUCGUAGGAACUGCCUUCUGCUAAACGACAAGGAGGCGUCUGCCUCAGCAUUGUGCAAGCUGCAGCUGUCUGGGGGGCAGCCCAGAUGUCAGGGAUUAAAAGGGGAGGUCUCUUCUGCAUGAAAGCAGUGACGGAUUUAGGUAUAAACUAAACAAGCUCUGGUUCGCGGGUGGCGCUGUGGGUUAAACCACAGAGCCUAGGGCUUGCCGAUCAGAAGGUCGGCGGUUCACAAAAAAACAACAGCAAUUUGUUGUGGACAAAGGACAGCUGGACAUAUAAAGGGCCCCAUUACCUUCAGGAGCUGAGGGCCGCAUCAAACCUAAAUCCGGCCCUGCUUGCAAAGGCAGGUGUCCUAACGUCCGAGCUGCGUCCGCCAAGCCAAAACCAACCUCCAUCCUCCUUUUCUCUCCGCAGAAAGCGUACACCCCCAGCUGCAACUUCGUGGAGCGGAUCGAAGAGAACGGCUACAACACUUACGCUUCCUUGCUUUGGCACCAUGAGGGGCGCCCCAUGUUCCUCUCCCUCAACGCCAAGGGCGUCCCGCGAAAGGGGCCCAAGACCCGGAGACAGCACCUCUCAGCGCACUUUCUGCCCAUGCUGGUCUCCUGA